Molecule: messenger RNA, 2402 nt
Organism: Epinephelus lanceolatus (giant grouper)
Lineage: Eukaryota; Metazoa; Chordata; Actinopteri; Perciformes; Serranidae
Source: RefSeq, a predicted model, not a curated record
CGUAGGCCUACAUGAUCAGAUGGGCUGCAGGUUGCAAGAUAACUCAGGGAAGCCGGUGAAGCGGUGUGCAGGGACCACGUUUCAGGACACCGGCGACAAUUUGGCCAGCUCAUCAGAUGCGAGGACUGUGAUACUGUUGGUCAGUGCAAGGACACGGCAUUGUGAAGAUUCCGAGGAUAAGCGGUCUCGUUUUGAACUACGGUCCAGUUGGAGCUCAACUUCAACAUGAUGGACGAAGACAAGGCCAUGAUAGAGCUGCAAAUCAAAGAGGAGCUGCAAGUUAAAGAGGAGCUGCAAGUCACAGAUGAGCUGCAAGUUAAAGAGGAGCUGCAAGUCACAGAUGAGCUGCAAGUUAAAGAGGAGCUGCAUGUCACAGAGGAUCUGCACAUCAAAGAGGAAGAAGAGGAGUGGACAGUGACCCAGAGAUCCUACAGCCCCCCGUGCCAGUUGUGGUCGUCAAAACCCUUUGGCCUCACCUCCAGAAAACAGGAAAUAACAGAGGAAAUGAUUGACCCACACAGUCUGGGCACCAGGAUGGACCUUGGGACCUCCAACACCUCAAACACCACAGUUAAUCCAGCUCCUGUCAGUUUGGAUGCACGGCCAGGGACUUCAAGGAGCUGCAAAGCACCCCGUAUGUGCGCUGCUUGUGGCAAAGCCACGUCGGUCCUCGGCCACUUUGUGCACAAAAAAAAGAUUUUCUGCCAGUCCACAUCUGAAGGGGUCACCCUGGAGGAGUGGAUACAGAAAAAUGUGCCUAGAACCACCAGGUGGAGGUGGAAGGUCCAGGAGGAGGCCAUCAUGGCCGGGGUUAUACUAACCCCAAAAAAGCACCAUACCUGCAGCAUGUGCAAAAAGAGGAUGACGAGGGACGCCGGUCACAGCGUGCACAAGGCCACACGUCAGUCCUUCUGCCAGGCCACUGACCCUUUGGGCAGGACAGUAGAGGAGUGGCUCACAGAGAUUCGUGGUGGGGUCUCCACAAAAGACUUUAUCAAGGCAAACCUUAAAAAAAGAUGGAGGCGGUACCAUCAAAAACCAGAUGUGCAGGAGAAACGGAGACAGAAAAGGAGGGAGCAGUAUCUCAUAGAGAAGAAGGCAAAAGAGCUUAAUAAGCAGAAGAAGGUGGAGGAGAAAAAGUAGUUUAGGAGAGGUGUGUAUAUAGUAUGAAGAUCAGUGAAGGGCUGCACACUUAAUUGAAUAUUAAUCAUGCACACUUCGGCUUCCCAUAAUUAAAUGAUCGACUGGGAUAUUGAUGUUUAAUGUGUGUGGUCUGCACAUAGAAAACUGCUGCAUAUUAAAUCAAGUGCCUGCAGCGCGUUCAUCCUGCAGCAGCAGUCUGUGAGAGACUAUCCUGAGCUUUGCAACAGCAGACGAGCUAAACUAAAUAAAUCCGUCAUCAGUCAUCAUUAUCCAUUGUUUGGAAGUAUUUCAGAUUUAGGUGCGAGGUGAAAGCAGUCCUCUGUUAAUUUAAAUGUGAAAGUACAAUAAAAAUAUUUUGUCCCUAAAAACAAAAGAUAAUCAUGAUAUAUAAAUGCGAUCUCAAUAUUGAUAAAAAUAAUCGUCAUUAUCAUUUUUGAUAAUUGUGCUGCUCUAGAUCAGUGUGUAUUAUAGUUUGAUACUAAUCUCGCAUUACAUUAGACUUUAUUCCCUGUUGUUCAUAAUCCUGCAAUUUAAUUUCAGCUGCUGCUGGCUAGUAAAUGUUGUCAGUAUUUUCUGCUUGUCAUUCCAACACAUCAAUUCCUCUUUUUUCUGUUUUUUUUGGUCUCCAAAGUUUCGGUAACGUUAGUAAUCAACAGCAAAUGCUCAGCCUUUUGGCCACUGAGGUGUUGCUGAACUUAAAGUGGGUAAAAUCCUAUUUCAUUGUAAAGCUGCCCGCAGCAUAUUGAUUCGCUUGGCCCAUCCUAAACCUGCUCUUGCUCUGUUAAUCACGAGACAGGGACACUUGGCCCACACAUGGUGACGGGACUAACUGGCUAACAUUACCAAAUGGUUAACAGAUUUAAUGACAGAGUUAAGUCAUUUUGGUGUCAGUGUGAGUUUGUUGAGACCAUUUGACUGCUCAGUGCCUGACAUUCGCUGUUGCUGUAUUAGCACGCGCUAACCAGACAGACUUAUUUAUUCACCUUGUUUAUCGAGGCUAUAAAGUAUUGGGCUUUUUAAAUAAACUUCCAACACUCAGCUGCUGUGACAUUUUGCAGUGGUAUCUACCAAUGUACCAAGAGUUCACCUCUGCGGACAAACUCAGCUAGCCAAUGGGGUCAUGUACAUGAGAUCUAACACAAGAUUAGAUGUUAGCUAAUUAAUAUGCGCAUGCCAUCAACUGGACAGGGAUGUGAAUUACUUAAAUUACGUAAAUUACUGUAGAUCUGUCAAAAUGACUGGCUGCCUUAAGAUUUUUC